AUAAAUUUAAAUUCAAUUCAGCCCAAAAAAAAAUUCAGAAACCGAAACCACGCAUCAAUUUCUCUAUGGCAGAGGUUUCCAAUCUCCACCGGCGCCGGCAGUCACCGCCGGCAUACCGGCGAUCCAUCGCGACUACCAUUGUGUCCCACCUAGAAGAAGCCGUGCACGAGGAAGACGAAUUCUUCAAUCAGGCGCAUCCAUUCGUCUUCGAUUCAUUCUCCCCGCCGCACAAUUCCUCAAAUCCGUCUCUCUUCGAUGACUACGCGACGUCGUUCGAUCUAGGGUUCGAUUUGAACUUAGAGCCCGAGAAUCCGGGGGGCUGCGAGUACGAGGACCCCAAUUGCUUCUUCUUCGGAGGCGAAGAAGACGACGACCAGAUGAAUUACGUCACAGAUCUGUUCGAGCCGCGCCACCCUCAUCCGGCGGAGGAUCUGAUUUGGGAGCUCGAUUCGCGCCGGGUGGAGGAUCCGGGCAUGGAAUUCGGAUUCGGACCGGGUCUGCGGGUUGUCAGCAUGGAUUCGGAGUCGGAUACCGAGGAAUUCGAGGUAAAUGUUGGCUUUACUAACGACGAUGAUGAUGAUGAGGAUGAUAGUUUGUUUGGGGUUAGGAAUCAUAGGUAUUACGCUGGUGACAAUGAAAGAGAGGAAUUUGAAUGGGAGGAGGUUAGUGAGAGGGUUCAGUUUGAUGAGAGGGAGAAUUUGAAUAUGGUGAUUAAUCGAAUCGAAGAAAUCUCGGUUUCAUCCAAUGUUUCCUCCUCGGAUAUUGAUAAUUCGGAUUUAGGUGGUGGUGAUGGUGAUGGUGUAGAGGUAGGGCGGAAUAUAGGAUGGGAAGUGCUGUUGGCAGUCAAUAACCUAGAGAGAAAUCUCGAAUUCGAGAUUCCUGGAGAAAACAGCAUCAUCAAUGGGGGUGAAGUUGAAUCUCUUCCGCAUACUAAUCUUCCAGAUGAUUAUAUCUUGGCAAUGGAAUACGAUGCCCUUUUCGGGCAGUUGGUGGAGAAUGACAACGCGUCGAAAGGCAGCCCCCCGGCUGCAAAAUCUGCGGUCGAGAAGCUGCCUUCGUUGGUGCUGACAAAGGCGGAUGUUGAGCAGAACAAUAGCGUGGUCGUGUGUGCUGUUUGUAAGGAUGAGUUUGCGAUUGGGGAGAAGGUGACUCGGAUGCCUUGUUCCCAUCUCUACCAUGGGGACUGCAUUCUGCCGUGGCUUAGUAUGAGGAACACGUGCCCUGUGUGCAGGCACGAGUUGCCAACGGAUGAUGCUGACUACGAGAGGAGGAAAGGCGGGAGAGGAAGGGUUCGUAGUGGAAAUGCUGCUAGCUUGUUUGAUGAUUUUGAGGUCAGCAUUAGGAGAAGGAGAUAUCAGUCAUAGAGACUAGUCAGUCGGAGGCAUGAUCUUGUGGGGUCUUCUUGGUGCUAUCGAACUUAAUGAAUAACUUUUCAAUACGAUAUUAGUGAUCGGAAAACAGAACAGCUUGAUAACUUGUGGAAUUGGUGGUUUAUCAGUUUGGAAAAUAGUGUAGGACUAAGUUGCAGAAUUUUCAGUCGAACAGUGCUAUGAACUAUCGCGUUGCUGGUGGUGGCUGAUGAAAUAAUUCGAGGUUACAUUCUUUCAUUCCAAACUAUCAAGUUUAGCUUUUCGGCAUAGCUCAAUAGUUCCCUGCUUUCUGCAUAUAUUUGGGAUCAUGGUUAAGGUUAGUUUUUAUAGCUAGCAGUUGUGUUUCAUAUGGAUUGUGAGUCUCUCUGUUUAUACAUUAGAGACAUAGUUUUCAACAUUGUAUAUGAUAUACUACCAAACAUUCCCUUUUGAAUAUAUCCAAUAUCAUUUGCUUUUGCCAGAUAACA
Messenger RNA from Salvia hispanica, 1837 nucleotides. RefSeq lists its product as uncharacterized. The record is from RefSeq and is a predicted model, not a curated record. NCBI's taxonomy places the organism in Eukaryota, Viridiplantae, Streptophyta, Magnoliopsida, Lamiales, Lamiaceae. Gene Ontology annotation, cellular component: cytoplasm. Gene Ontology annotation, molecular function: ubiquitin protein ligase activity. Gene Ontology annotation, biological process: protein ubiquitination.